AUUUUUAAAACAUUGCUACAAUUAGAGGCUUAAUUUCCUCCCUCUCCUAAUAGUCAAAUGUCAAUAAUACCCCUUAGGAAACUUCUAUAGGAUCAAUCAAUACCUAAAAGUUUAAAGGCUAUUUAAUUUGAUUUGACUCUUAGGUAGGUCCAUUGGUUCAGUCUCUAGUUUAAACCCACAUCUAUAGCUACCAAUACAUAACAUCCCAAUUCCCAUAAUUCCUCAAACCAAAAACCUUGUACCUCUCAAAAAAACCAAACAUUCUUUCCAUUAAAAUGUUGAACCCUUUUGUUUGUGGAACAUACGAUCCAGUAGAUGAUGAUGAACUAUGUCUUGCAAAUCCAGAAUCAAGUCCAAGAAGAUACAAAAGAAAAGAUAGCAAAAAUAACCCUUAUUCCACACGUGGCCUAGACAAAUUUUCAGCACUUUUAUCUGAUUUAAAUGAUAAAAGACAGAAAAUUUAUUCACAAAUGAAUCCACAUGAUAUUUCUUUUGUUCGUUUUGUUCAUUCAAAUAAAGAUGAUUUUGUUCCUAUUAUUGUUAAGGUGAAGAACAAGAGCCAAGAGUUGAAAGUAGUGAAAGCAAGAAACUUGAAUCAUAAGUCAGAGUCAACGGAGAAAAAGUCUUCAGAUGAAUCAUCAAAUGUUGCUAUGGAUGAAAGAAACAAACCCAAGAUGGAAAUUGAUCAAAAAGCAAAAACAAAGAAGAGAAUUUCUUGGAAUAUGAAGAAUAUUGAAAUGGAGAAACCUGUGUUCUAUUUGCCUUUUGUUGUGAUAAUGAUUUUGGUUUUGUUGAUUGUGUUUGGAAGAACAGCUGCAAUAAUUUUCACUUGUAUUUUGUGGUAUGUUAUUCCAACUUUGAAAGAUAGUUCUUUAAAUUCAAAAAUUUCUAUGAAGAAAAAAGAUUAUGUUAGAGGAUUGAGUGAGAAGAAAAUGGUUGUUAAUGAAGGGUUGGUGAAGAAAAAAGAUUAUGUUAGGGGGUUUAGUGAAAAGAAAAUGGUGGUUAAUGAAGGGAUUAACAAAAAGAAAGAUUAUGUUAGAAGAUGGAGUGAGAAGAAAAUGGUUACUAAUAAUAUUGAUGGAUUAGUUUCUCCAAGAAGUGGUUGUGUUUCUGAUGAGGCUAAUUCAAAGAUCAAGAUUCAAGCAAAACAUUCACACAAGAAAAGUUGGUGAUCAUUGUAUUUUUUUGUCCACUCCUUUGUUUUUGUUUCUUUUUCUUCUUUAUGUCUUCAUUUUCUUGGUUAGGAUUAGAAUUUUUGUUGUGUGAAAUGUGAAUAUGUUUAGAAUUUUUUGAAGACUUUGCUUGAAAUGAGUUGACAAUUCAAUUCAACCUUUCUUGUUACAUGUUCUUGGUAUAUUAUAUAUUUCGUAGUUUUAAA
This is a messenger RNA of Trifolium pratense (red clover), 1378 nucleotides long. RefSeq lists its product as uncharacterized. The record is from RefSeq and is a predicted model, not a curated record. The transcript has a single exon. Bases 276 to 1172 code for a protein of 298 amino acids. Lineage: Eukaryota; Viridiplantae; Streptophyta; Magnoliopsida; Fabales; Fabaceae.